GUCGGCAAAUCCGUUUAUGGGAUGAUGAUCGGGCAACGACUACCCAAUCUUAUGUUCCCAUUGGGCUCCGAUUUAUCUCCUGCUAUUGGAGCUCAGUCUGAUUUGCGAUGGGCUUGGAAAGAGGUUGUUGAGGAUUAUACCCAGCGUGCAGUCACGAAGCCCGCAGAUAAGUUGCUGGCAUUGGCAGGCAUUACGGAGCAGUCUUACCGCAUCUGGGGUGGGAAGUAUCUGGCGGGUUUAUGGGAAGCUACUCUCCUCGAGGAUCUGUUGUGGUUCAAGGACUAUGAGACCAUAUUCCCCAGGCCUGCUAAGUACCGCGCACCUUCUUGGUCAUGGGCAUCCGUUGAGGGUCGCAUCAUAGCCUAUACUACUGGCGACUCCCGCUUGGACUCCAGAUUUGUCGACGAUAUCAGGACUUGCGACGUUGUACAAUGCCAUGUAGAUCUGGCACGAGAUGAGCUUCCAUUGGGAAGGGUUACGGCAGGAAUAUUGAGGAUACGCUGUGUAAUGAUGAAGACGGGGUGGUUGCCUGAUAUUGAGAAGCCAGAACUCUUCCUUAACCGUCCUAUAUCCGUGGAAGGCCCAUUCACGUCUCCGAACCCAGUGACAUUUGAGCGUGUCGUGAUAGCUGACGCGUAUCCAGACAGCGUGGAGGCAAGCACAAUCGAAGAUGUUUGGGCGGUUCCCCUUCGAUGGAGCAGAAAAUCUCGCUAUGCCGUUGGGCUGCUUUUGACACCCACAGAGAAUGGUGUGGUUGAUUCAUAUCGUCGUGUAGGAUACUUUGCAACUAAUGAGGGUUUUGAGGUUGGGUGGUUCGAUGAUGAUGAUUCUCCUUGUCUCAACUUCGAAAGGGAGGUCGUAAUUAUCUAAAGAGUUCAAAGGGAAAUUGGUCUGAGUCUGGCUGUCACUGUUCGUCCUCCCUGCAAACACUACCUAUACAUUAGUUACAAUCUGCGCAGAACAGGUAUAGACAGUCCUCAUGCUUGCUUCUCGACAUAGCCUUCUCAGAGAGACC
Somion occarium is the source of this 1015-nucleotide messenger RNA. Lineage: Eukaryota; Fungi; Basidiomycota; Agaricomycetes; Polyporales; Cerrenaceae. The record is from the annotation of a GenBank genome assembly.